Xenopus laevis (African clawed frog) is the source of this 3507-nucleotide messenger RNA. RefSeq names its product lysine acetyltransferase 14 L homeolog (gene kat14.L). Gene Ontology annotation, cellular component: ATAC complex; nucleus; cytoplasm. Gene Ontology annotation, biological process: regulation of cell cycle; chromatin remodeling; regulation of cell division. The transcript has 10 exons. The coding region runs from base 1 to 2331 and encodes 776 amino acids. Lineage: Eukaryota; Metazoa; Chordata; Amphibia; Anura; Pipidae. The record is from RefSeq and is a predicted model, not a curated record. Gene Ontology annotation, molecular function: acetyltransferase activity; acyltransferase activity, transferring groups other than amino-acyl groups; histone acetyltransferase activity.
AUGGAUAUCUCUCUCACCAGUGUCGACGAUGAAGCUACAAGGACUUCUGCAUCGGAGGGAUUGGAGGAGGGAGAAGUGGAAGGAGAGACCCUUUUGCUAGUUGAGUCUGAGGACCAGGCGUCUGUUGACUUGUCUCAUGAUCAGAGUGGUGAUUCCUUGAACAGUGAUGUGGGUGAUGAUGUGGACCCGCCGUGGAUGGAAGAAGUGCCUUUUUAUUGUGACAAAUGUCAGAAGUGGAUUCCAGCAAGUCAACUGAAAGGCGAUUCUCCGAGUUAUCUAAAAGGAGAUAACUACUUCAAAUUCACAUGCUCUCCUUGUUCGGAAGAUGGCAAAGAGCAAUUUGAGCGUUUGAGGCUAACGUGGCAGCAGGUGGUCAUGCUGGCCAUGUACAACCUCUCACUGGAGGAAACUGGCCGUCAAGGUUAUUUCAGAUGGAAAGAAGACAUCUGUUCUUUUAUUGAGAAACACUGGAACUUCUUGCUUGGAAGCAGGAAGAAGACCUCAACCUGGUGGAGCACUGUCGCUGGAUGCCUUUCAGUAGGGAGCCCUUUGUUCUUUAGGUCUGGAGCUCAGGAAUUUGGUGAGCCUGGAUGGUGGAAACUGGUGCACAACAAGCCUCCCAUCAUGAGACCUGAGGGAGAAAAGUAUUCCACUGCUGUACAGAAAUCAAAGGUUGCGGUGAAGACUUCCCUUGAUCCUGUUAUCACGGUGGAAGGUCUCCGGAAGAGAGCGAGCCGAAAUCCAGUUGAGUCAGCAAUGGAGCUGAAGGAAAAACGGUCACGCACGCAAGAAGCCAAGGACAUAAGGAGAGCACAAAAGGAGGCUUCUGGCUUUGUGGAUCGUAGUACUUCCUCCACUCCAGUGAAAUUCUCUAGUGGCAGGAGCCGUCGCCCUGAUAUUAUGCUAGAGAAGGGCGAAGUGAUCGAUUUCUCAUCCCUCAGUUCCUCUGACCGAACACCUAUGACUAGUCCUUCUCCUUCUCCAUCUUUAGAUUUCUCUGCUCCAGGGACACCGGCUUCUCAUUCUGCCACUCCAAGUCUUCUUUCUGAGGCUGAUCUCAUCCCUGAUGUUAUGCCGCCACAAGCGCUGUUUCAUGAUGAUGAGGAGUUGGAAGCAGACAGUGUAAUUGAUCCUGGGAUGGAAUACAUACCUCCUACCAGUGCCUCGCUUGCUGGUUCCUCUACACCAAUAUACCGCAAGAAGGUUAAAAACCCUCUACAGAUCAAACAAGAGAUAGAAAGUGAAGAGGAGAGAUCUGAGAGGGUUGAAGGAGAAAUGCCUGAAGAUUCUUGGCGGGAAAGAAAGCGCAAGAAGAAAGGGCCCCUGCCCACAGAUGGCGAUAAGAGCAAAGGCACACAGCACAAUGCUAUAAGCCUUUAUGAGGAAAAACUUCUUUUGAAGCGCCUUGAGGCCUGCCCAGAUGCAGUGGAAAUAACUGCCGAGGCCAGGAGACUCAGGCGCAAGCUUCUCAUCCGUCAGGCCAAGCGGGAGAGAGGGUUACCCCUCUUUGACUUAGAUCAAGCAGUGAAUGCUGCCCUUCAACUGGUAGGUGGAGUGUAUGGAGCUAGGGAAGGGUCUGUCUCAAGACCAGUACCCUCCGGUCCAGAGUAUCGGGCAACAACACAAGACUACAGAAUCUUGGACAGGUACCAGACCGCAUUGCCAAUCACAAAGGGACAUCGGCACGCAGCAACACGAUUUGUGUACAGAUUGGGAGGCUCAGAAGACAAGGAUGCAGACCUCAGCAUUGUUAGCCCCUUUACUGCCAGAGUCUUGAAGCCUUACAUAAGACGCGACUAUGAGACAAAAACACUGAAGCAGCAGCUCCUGGCAGAGAUUCAAUCCUAUACUCAAAGAAAUGAGCCCGACUGGCAACCAGAGGCAGAAUCUCCUAUCGAUUACUGUUAUGUCCGUCCCAGCCACAUACCCACCAUUAACUCCAUAUGCCAAGAAUUCUUUUGGCCUGGCAUAGAUCUCUCGGAAUGUUUGCAGUAUCCAGAUUUCAGCGUCGUAGCGCUGUACAAAAAGGUUGUAGUUGGUUUUGGUUUCAUGGUCCCAGACGUGAAGUAUAACGAGGCCUACAUCUCAUUCUUAUUUGUGCAUCCUGAAUGGAGGAGAGCCGGCAUUGCUACGUUUAUGAUCUACCACCUUAUACAGACUUGUAUGGGGAAGGACGUCACGCUGCAUGUUUCUGCCAACUCGUCAGCAAUGCUGCUCUACCAGAAGUUUGGAUUUAAGACAGAAGAGUACAUCUUGGACUUCUAUGAUAAAUAUUACCCUUUGGACAGCAAGGAAUGCAAGCACGCCUUUUUUCUGCGGCUGCGGAGGUGAUGCAGAUACUGGAGACAUCGAUAAAACUCACUUGAAACAUCCAUUGACCUAAAUUGUAGGCAAUUUAUUUCAGGGCAGAAAAGUCCUGCCUUACAUAAGAAAAGAAAUAGCUGUCCAGAAAAGGAAGACUCAUCUGUGUUUGUAAGAAUUGCUGCGACGUGUAUAAUGCUUGCCUCUAGACAAAAUCAUGUUUUCUACCUAAACGUAUAGACGCCAUUUACCCAGUUGGAACCAACAAAUAUUAAAGGACAAGAAAAUCUCAAGUCACCAGGGAGUCACAGUUAGGCUAAUGAAUAAGUUGCUACAUUUAUUCACUAGACCUAGACAUGCACAGUUUACUAAUGUUUUCUGAAAUUUCUGCAUGGCCCAAUAAGCCUAAAGUCUGUGCAAGAGAUGCCUGAUAAGAACAGGUAAGAUGGCGGCAUGGAACUGCUUUAGGGUAAGGGCACACACUAAGAUUCUGGGAGAUUGUCGCCCAGUGACAAAUCACCUCUUCCUCGUGAGGCGACUUUGGAAAACAAAGCUCUCCGAGUGCCGUCCCGCCGGCGAUUUACAUUCUAGCCGACGGGAAGGCUUUUCAGGGAUAUUUGUCGCCCGAAGAAGAGGUGAUUUGUCGUCGGGCAACUAAAUCUCGCCGAAUUUUAGCACUUGUACACUUACCUUUAGGGUCUGGCAACACGAGCAGAUUCAGGGAGAUUAGUUGCCCCAGCAACAAAUCUCCUCUUCUUCGCGGCGACAAUCCCCCCAAACUGCCUUCCCUCUGCUGGCUAAAAUGAAAAUCGCAUGGGGGAAGGCACACACGGCACUUUAUUUUUUGAAGUCGCUCGAAGGCAGGGGGAAGGCAGUUCGGGGAGAUUGUCACCCCAAAGAAGAGGAGAUUUGUCGCUGUGGCGACUAACCUCCCCGAAUCUUGUGGCCAGACCCUUAGAAGUUUCCCCGGCUGGUAUGUUUUUUUUUUUCUGAAAAGAAGCACAAGCCUCUGGAAUAAACUUUUUAAUUGACUAAUAUAACAUAUGGACACCCAUAAAUAAUUUCCUGGCUGUAAGUAAUGAUUUAUCCUUUGUUUCCUUACUGAGCUGCAAGUUUAAGUGACCUUAUCAAUGGUAUCAUUUUAAGAAGAAAGAAGGAAUUGAUUACAAAGAUGUCUGAAUGGAACAAUAAAGCCCUUUAGCUGAA